AUGCCGUCCCAGAUUACUGCAGGUCUCCACUGCCUAUUUCUACUGGUCACAGCAUGUUGCCAGAAAUCACAGGACUCAACCUUUCAUCCGUUCUUCCAAGACGUAACUGACAGUGUGCCAGGAGAGGAAAGCUUCCAGACAGAGAUGCAAAGCCAGAAGCAAAAGAUGUUUAUUUUUGACCUUCCCACUCUGGAGUACACUGUUGACAUUGAAGUAAGCUUUAUGGAUUCAACUUUUCUGGAGCCAAUCAAAGAGUAUUUCAAAAACCUUACUUUUACAGUUUCAACAAAUAUUUCAAAUGUAAAUGUGACAGUUUCAAACAUCAACAUUACAACAGUCUGUCUGCUCAGUGGUGAGAACAAUAGCUGUUGCUCUUGUGAAAAUGGAUAUGCCUGGCCAAGUGCAGUGUGCAGUGAUUUGAUAACCUGCCCUUCUGUCAGCCUAGCACCUGCCCUGCCCUGUGGCUACGUGAAGGAAAUGCCUUUCUACGGGCCUUACUGUGAGCCUCAGACUGAAGACACCUGUGGCAUGGGAGAUCCUAUUGUAAUGAAUAUGUCAGUCAGACUCAACAAAAACUUUUCAGAUGAUCUCAGGGAUUCUUCUUCUGAAUUAUACAAAAGAUACAAAGCUGACCUUGAAAAAGCGUUUAAUGCUAGCUACAGAUGUUUACCAGGUUUUGUAUCGGCAACAGUAACUGCUUUCAGGCCUGGAAGUGUUUUUGUGAACUACGAAGUAAAAGCAAGACCAGCAAGCUUUGAUCAGACAGCAAUUUCCAACACAUUUGUACCACAAUUUCUAAAUUCAUCAUACCAGCUAAACAAAGCUACCUUCACAGAAGAAAUAACUAAUCAGACAAACUUCACUGUGAGUCCUGUAGACUUUUUUGAAGGGGAUACAGUAAGACUGAUUUGUGAGAUAAAUUCAAAAUCUGAGAAUGCGACCUGGUAUCACUUCGAUCAGAUCAUCUCACCCAGCUUCCAUUACUCGAUGGAGAGAAAAUUUUUAAUGAAAACCUCAGAGUCAGUUCUUAAAAUUAGUGACACGACGGUGAACGAUUCUGGUUCCUAUAGGUGCACUUUCGAACAGAGAAAUGAUUUUCACACACGGAUAUACAAGGCCACGAAAACAAUAACAGUCUCUCCACUAUCCAUCACUGCAAACUUAAAUAACAUCGAUGUUAUAUGCAACAGUCCUGAAAUGCAGACAAACAGUCCUCUGCUGUCCUGUUGCAUUGACAGACACUUACCAUCACUUACUGGUGACUGGAAAGUAGAUGGAGCAAUCAGUAUUACAGGAGUCUCCAAUUUCAGUGAAAACUGCACUGACUACAAGCUCAACAUCAGUCAAUCACUAUGUGCACCUGAGAAGUCAGGUACAGUGACGACAUAUACAUGUGAGCUGCAGACUGGACAUGGUGCUAGGCGCAGUCAAAACAUCAGCGUGACGUACUUCCAGACAGCCCAUGUAACAAUAUCUUCAAGCAUAAGCGCAUCAGUUUCUGAGGGAUAUGCAUUCAAUCUAACGUGUGAAAGUGAUGUGAGCAAUUAUGACAGUGUCAGUUGGAAAAUCCAGUCUGGAAAUAACACAACAGCAGUAGACUGCCAUAUGUGCGUCAAAAAUAGCAAAUUUCCAGCCACGUCUGUGCUGUCAGUGAAGAGUGCCACACAGGACUGGAACGGCACCUACAUCUGCACAUUCUCCCAGAAGUACCUGGAGAGUUCUGCCAAUAUGACAAUCGAGGUUAUUUCCUCGCUUCUGAAGCAGGACAUCCUGAUAGACCCCAUUACAGCACCUAUACAGUGCAAAGUGCAACAAGCCCUUCAGUGCUGCAUAAGUGCUGGCACCAUGGAAAGUUACAAUGUUACAUUCAUGGUUCAACAAUAUGAAUUUCCAGUUGUAAAAAAGAAAGACGGAAAUUUGUUUUGCUACAUGUACAAUUACACAGAAACAGAAUGCAGCAAAGAGAAAGAGUUCACAGCAUAUUGCAAGUUUACUAACCGCAUUGGACAGGAAGUCAACAGUGAAAAUAUAAGUCUGCACCUCAUACCUGAUAAUAAAGUUUCCUGCUCAAACAGCUUGGGCAUUGGAAUAGAAGGGGACAUAUUAACAAAGCCAUGCUAUCAGUCAGCUAUUCCAGAUGGUUUUACCCAAGGCAAGAAAAUUUACAAGUGCUCCAGCAAAUCAUGGGAGCUUGAAAAGGAUGAAUGCCUGACUGCACCAAUAAACAACCUGCUGACUAGUGCCAUG
This is a messenger RNA of Pelecanus crispus (Dalmatian pelican), 2247 nucleotides long. Lineage: Eukaryota; Metazoa; Chordata; Aves; Pelecaniformes; Pelecanidae. The record is from RefSeq and is a predicted model, not a curated record.